AUGGCGAAGCAUUUCAACGUCAUUCCCAACGGCAUCUCUCGAAAGCUUGAAACUCCUGAACCUGUCCAAAUUGGAGCUUCGACUUGGUGGAAUGCUCAAAAUGAUCCUCAGCUCGGCGUCUCCCGCCAAUGGUUGAUCCAAGCCAAGGAGACCUGGCUCAACAACUUCGACUGGCGGAGGCAUGAGAGAUAUAUCAACAGCUUUCCCAACUUCAAGAUCCUUGUCAAAGAUACAGAGGCCGGCCAGAUUGACAUUCACUUCGCUGCGCUCUUUUCUAGGAAAAAGGAUGCCAUCCCGGUCGUCUUCCUCCACGGCUUCCCUGCGUCUUUUACUGAGUUCUUACCGAUGCUGGAGCUCCUGACAGACAAGUAUACCCCGGAAACUCUUCCUUACCACAUUGUCGUUCCUUCACUACCAGGCUAUGGGCUGUCCGGCAGUCCAAGCGAGGAUGUUGAGAUGUCGGUCAAUCAAUCUGCGCGCCUCAUGAACCAGUUCAUGAUGGACCUCGGGUUUAGCGAUGGCUACGUUGUACAAGGGGGUGACCUUGGAAGUAUGAUCGCGCGUGCCAUGUCUGUUCAAUAUAAGGAAUGCAAGGCCUUGCACAUAAACAUACCGAGCGAUCCUGGAACGCUCGGAAAAUGGCGCCAGACAGGUCUUGCGUACGCGCUGGAGCAUGGCACACGGCCCUCGACUGUGGGAUUGGCGAUAUCUGCAAGCCCGUUGUCGCUACUUGCGUGGAUUGGUGAAAAACUUCUUGAAUGGACGGACCCGCGAAACCAGUUUUCUCUGGAGACUAUCCUCAAUUGGGUUGCUUUCUACUGGUUCACAGAUACGUUCCCACGUAGUCUGUAUCAUGCGACUCUUGUCAAGAGCAUUAUGGCGAGAGAGCCGCUUCCCAUCACGAAGGAAAAGCCUUUGGGAUACUCGAAAUUUGCGUACGACAUGGUUGUACUGCCAAAGCCUUGGGCUGAGAUAUUGUACCCCAAUCUCACCUUUUUCGAAGAACACUCCGAGGGUGGCCAUUUUGCGAGCUUGGAGCAACCGAAGGCAUUUUUGGAGGACAUUGAGGAAUUCGUGCACCGCGUCCGGGGUGUUUUCACUUUCGAGUAG
Molecule: messenger RNA, 1110 nt
Organism: Penicillium chermesinum
Lineage: Eukaryota; Fungi; Ascomycota; Eurotiomycetes; Eurotiales; Aspergillaceae
Product: epoxide hydrolase family protein
Exons: 6
Coding region: 1-1110 (369 amino acids)
Biological process (GO): epoxide metabolic process
Molecular function (GO): epoxide hydrolase activity
Source: RefSeq, a predicted model, not a curated record